AUGAUGAGCCACACGUUUGUUAGCAGUUUGGGCGCCAAUAAGCACGAAAACGGGGCUUCGGUUUUACCCCUGCCACUGAAUCUGAUAGCUCUCAUAAUUUCAUACCUUGACCGCCCUGCAGACCUCGGCCGGACUUGUCGCACAUGUCGCGUUUUCCAUUAUAUCGGCCUCCCUCAACUCUACUCCAACGUCUCCUUAAGAUCUUACGACUACAUACGCUAUUCGCGCCGUGAUGGCCGGCCAGAUGGCUGCGGCAUGGCAAGCCCUUUCUCUAUGGGCUUGAAUGGGCUGGUGGCGAGGAAUGUAGCUGGCUACGUGAAGCAUUUCGAGGUCUGCGGAGAGUGGAAAGAACAUGAACUGGAAGAACACGCAAAAGUUGGGAGGGUACCUGAUGAGACCAUGAUGUUGAAUUCGCUGGUGCGAGCAGCGGUGGAGAAGAUGGCGGUACUAGACAGCUUCAGCUGGGCGUUGAACGUCAAGAUGUUGCCGGUUAUAUGGCACGGACUUGCACAGCGGAAUUCAAUAACGAAACUCACGGUCAGAUUCCCUUCAAGUCGACAUCCUCGACCACUCACCCUCGUGCCCCCAAUGCCGAACUUGCAAGACUUGAAGGUCACCGACAUAGACCCACUUUGCUACCCAGAUGACAUAUCCCUACUUCUGCUCGGCUCUAAAAACCUUCGACAUUUGAAGCUUCAUUGGAGUCCUCGCAUGCGGGAAGCUCGGGAACUUAGUACGCAGGAAUCCGCCUACUUUGGAAGAUGUGCUGCUGCAAGAUACUCAAUAUCCCUGCAAACCCUUGCUGUACAGAAUCUAUACACGUAUCAUGACAUCUCCAACUGCGACUUAUUUGAUCACUCCUUUGUGGAAGAAGUAACGUUGCUCAACAGCACUGGUGGACUUGGUGAUGAUGCCGGCACCGCCUUCGUGGACCAGCACAAUUGGCGAAAGACCGAAGAAAACGUGCCGUCAAACCUCAAAAUGCUCCGUAUUGAUAAAGUCUCCCGUCAACAAUGCUCAUUCAUCGAGAGCAUCAAUGGACUAGAAAAGCUAUACCUCAUCGGUCCACAGCCUUCCCCAGGACGCAGAGUCAAAGGCACCACGCCAAAUUGUGGAAAAUCUCUGCCGGAUUCACCCGCCUCCAGCCACUCUUCUCCCAGCAGCACCGACAACUCCAACAUCAUGACCUUAAAAGAAGACUACAUCGAAGCCAUCACGAAGAGCCAUGGCCACACUCUCAAGCACCUCCUCCUCCUCCCGCAAUGGCGCCUCACAGAUGACGACAUAGCCCUCAUAGUGCGCCAGUGCCCAAAUCUCGAACAACUAGGCAUCGGUGCCGAAUACUCCAGCUUCAAACAGCUCAGGCUCCUCGUGCCUUUUUUAAACAACCUCACAGCAAUAAGGAUCCUGAGUAGCCCAGAUGAUACAAGCUUUGUGAACAAGAUGCGUGAAAUGGAUGAUAGAGGGAUGCACGAGAAAACGCUGUCAGAGGAGACCGCAAAGUGGAACUUGAGUACGCUGCAGUACAUGGAAUUGGGUGGGGAAGAUUUGAUUUUUGAAGUCGGCAAGAGGGAGGGGGGGAAGGCCGGAUGGAAAAAGGUCGUGAAGAAGAAAGCGUGGGAGGAGGUGAGGGAUAUUGCUAUUUGGGCUUUGGAUUCUCAUGACUUAUGA
This is a messenger RNA of Letharia columbiana, 1671 nucleotides long. RefSeq lists its product as uncharacterized. NCBI's taxonomy places the organism in Eukaryota, Fungi, Ascomycota, Lecanoromycetes, Lecanorales, Parmeliaceae. The transcript has 3 exons. Gene Ontology annotation, molecular function: protein binding. Bases 1 to 1671 code for a protein of 556 amino acids. The record is from RefSeq and is a predicted model, not a curated record.